GUUAAUUUAAAUUAUUUUUUUUUGUGUUGUUGGAAUAGGUAUAUAGAAACAUCCAUACUGGAAGUAAUGCUUAGGCAUGACAAAGGAUUUAGGAAGUAAUUUUAAAAGAUUUUCAGUUCUAAACAUAAAUCUGUGCCAUGGCCACGCAUGGAUUAGCAGGAAAUAGUUACAAUUUUGAUGUCACCUUAAGUAAGAUGGGGACACUUAUGUGUUUGUCACUGUACAAACACAGGCUAGAGAUGGUCAUUGUUCCAAGAACUGACUUCUGAAGCUGUUGGAGCUGGGUUAGAGAUGGAGUUGGAUUUUUGCACUGGAGUAGACAUGGCAGGUUGCAACCCCAAAUGAAUGUGGAAGGAGAAUCUUAUAUGGUCAACUGCACAGGUGUCACACACUUGGCACUGUAUCUGAUGCAGUUUGCUGGGGAAUAUCUGAUUCUUUCAUACUGCUGCUCUACUGGUAGGUCCUAAAAGAGGAUGAAGCUGUCAGUCACUGUAGUUGUGCAGCGUAUGGGGUAAUUCUCUGCAGCAUGAGGUAGAGAUGCUUCACUUGGAUGUCUUGACAGUGCUGAUCGGUGGACUAGUGCUGGAAUAACUUAUCAGGAGAAGGAAUAUAUGCAUAUAUGUGUUUGGAAAAUUUAUCCUUAAGUAUGUACCACACAAUGGCAAAAUAGGAUGUUUUGAGCAGGCAGAAAACAGUGAAACUGUAAUGAGUCUGGGUUUACUUAGUAGGGUCAUCACAAAGAGUUUUAGGAUGAGAGAGACUUGCAAGAAACAUAUGCAUCCUUUAGGCAUGAGAAACCUCCCUGGUAAUAGCUUACCAUUAAAUAAAGAAAAAUAUAUUAAAAUCCUGACUAUAUUAUAUCUUUUAGGAAUUACACUUUAAAAUACAGACUUUGGAAGGAUGCUGCAAAAUCAAGCCCUCAAAAUUUAAGGAUGAAAUCCGUAGUUAAAAUUCUUCCCAAAUCUUAAGUUGUCAUUUCUAGUGGGUUUCACCAUGUGUUUGUAACCGUAACUGCAUGAGUUAAAAGGAUGAGGAGGAGGAUUGCCCAAUGGUUCUGUUGUUGAGGUUACAUGCAAGAUCCUUGGAAUAUACCAUCUCUAUGUGAUGUUUAUAGGGAGAUUGGCUUAAAAAAUCUGUAAUUAAUGUAAGCUGGGGGUCCUCAAAGUGCUACCACCAUGCAAAUAAAAAUAAGGAAGCAUUGCAGAUUUAGUUUUCUUUUAUCUAGUAUUUUUAUUCAACUCUUAAAAAGUAGCUAAACUCUUUAAAAUAUACUCCAUCCUCAUGCUGAUAUUAAAAAUGUUUUAUUUAGAUUCAUUAGUUUUAUUGCCCAAAUUAUUUUUAGCUGUUUUAGCCUGUGCUAAAGAGAGGCUGUAAGCAUGUCUCCUAUGCAUGUGUGUUAAAAUUACACUGCUCCAUUGUAAAUGUAUUUUUACUGUUAUGACAGGAAAAGCGCUCUGCCUUUUUUUAAAAUGAGCAAUCAUACGUAUAAUCAACUUGGUUAAAACUUCCUUCCUGCUAAGUGCAGCACUUCCUUUGCAUCUGGAUAGGAGGGCGAGCAAGAAAAGCAGAAGAGUUUAACAAAGUAUUUUUUGUAUGAAUGAUCUUCCUUUGAAAAAUAGGAACUUCAGAAAUUAAACAAAUGAGUCGUCUUCAGCAAUUCAGCCUUUAUUUGAUAAGCAGAUUCCUUCUGGCAUGGAGUUGGGUGACUAUGAACAGCCUGUUGUUAUGAGAGAAGAAAACAAACGAAGGAGAAGAAGAAUGAAACCUCAUUGUACAUCGAGUAAUCUGUCUUCAAUGGAACUGAUAUCCAUUGAGUUCAUUUUACCUACAAGCAAUAAGCAUACUAAAGUUCCGGAAAUGAUGUUACUCGAAAUAGCUGGAAACUGUACUGUUGAGCAAAUGAAAGCACAAAUUUGGAUGCGUGCAAUAGAGAUGAGUCAAACCACAGACUUCUACCAUGCGUUCACCCCAGAUCAGUUCGUUCUCCAGUAUCAGAAGAAGGGACAAUGGUAUGAAAUUUAUGAUAAACAUCAACUAUUACAGACAUUAGACUGCAUAUUGUACUGGAAAGUGUUACAGAAGAAAGUAGGCAAGAUAUAUGUAGUCCAGAAACAAAAACCAUCAGAAGAAGUUCAGGAAUUUCAGCGGCAGCUUAAUGAUUUAAUUGGUUAUGAUGUUACUGAUGUAAGCAACGUGCAUGAUGAUGAACUAGAAUUUACCCGACGCAGAUUAGUCACUCCACGAAUGAUAGAAGUAGCCUGUAGAGAUCCUAAAUUGUAUGCAAUGCACCCAUGGACUACAUCUAAGCCACUCCCAGAAUAUUUGUUCAAAAAGAUAACUAAUAAUAACAUUUUCAUAAUCAUACAUAGAGGAACGACGAGUCAAAAAAUUAAAGUGUCAAUAGAUGACACUCCAGAUAUGAUUCUCCAUAGCUUUUUCACAAAAAUGGCAAAGAAAAAAUCUUUGAUGGAUAUUCCUGAAGAUCAUAGUGAACUGGAUUUUGUUCUUAGGAUCUGUGGCAGAGAUGAGUACAUUACUGGAGACACACCCAUCAAGGAUUUUCACUGGAUAAGACAAUGCCUUAAGAAUGGGGAAGAAAUCCACCUUGUGUUAGACAACCCCCCUGACCCAAGUGAGGAUGAGGUGCAGAAGGAAGAGUGGCCAUUGGUAGAUGACUGUACAGGAGUUACAGGAUAUCAUGAACAAUUGACAAUAGAUGGAAAAGAUCAUGAGAGAGUCUUCACUAUCUCGUUGUGGGAUUGCAAUAGGAAAUUCAGGGUGAAAAUAAUUGGUAUAGAUAUCCCAGUUUUACCAAGAAAUACUGAUCUUACUGUUUUUGUGGAGGCUAACAUUCAACAUGGGCAACAGCUCCUUUCACAGAGGAGGACUUCCUCAAAGCCUUUUACUGAGGAGGUUCUCUGGAAUAUUUGGUUGGAGUUUGAUAUCAAAAUCAAGGAUUUGCCUAAAGGAGCACUCUUGAAUCUUCAGAUAUACUGUGGUAAAGCACAGGGAUUGUCCACAAAGACAAACCUUCAGUCACACGAAUCCCCCAACUCUGAUUCCAAAUGCAAAACUCAACUUCUGUAUUACGUGAAUCUUUUAUUGAUAGAUCACCGUUUCCUGCUACGAAGUGGGGAGUAUGUUCUCCACAUGUGGAAAAUCCCAGGCAAAGGGGAAGAACAAGGAAGUAUCAAUGCAGACAAACUCACCUCAGCAACUAAUCCGGAUAAAGAAAACUCCAUGGCUAUCUCUAUUGUGCUGGACAAAUAUUGUCACCCAAUUGCCUUGCCCAAGCACAGGAUGACAUCUGACUCUCAGGGGGACAGGACACGAGCUGAAAUGCCCAACCAGCUUCGCAAGCAACUUGAAGAGAUCAUAGCAACUGACCCACUUAAUCCACUUUCUCCUGAGGACAAAGAACUGUUGUGGCACUUUAGAUAUGAAAGCAUAAAGCACCCCAAGGCAUACCCUAAGCUGCUUAGCUCUGUCAAAUGGGGACAACAAGAAAUAGUGGCCAAAACAUAUCAGUUGCUAGCUAAAAAGGAGGCGUGGGAUCAAAGCACUUUAGAUGUUGGACUCACAAUGCAGCUUCUGGACUGUAACUUUUCUGAUGAAAAUGUACGAGCAAUGGCAGUUCAAAAACUGGAAAGUUUAGAAGAUGAUGAUGUUCUUCAUUAUCUUUUGCAACUUGUGCAGGCUGUGAAAUUUGAGCCCUAUCAUGACAGCGCAUUAGCCAGAUUUCUGCUGAAACGGGGUUUACGAAACAAACGAAUUGGUCACUUCUUGUUUUGGUUUUUAAGAAGUGAGAUUGCCCAAUCUAUGCACUACCAACAGAGGUUCGCUGUGAUCCUAGAGGCCUAUCUUAGGGGCUGUGGAAAAGCAAUGCUGCAUGACUUCAUGAAACAGGUUCAAGUCAUUGAAUUGUUGCAUAAAGUCACAAUGGAGAUAAAAUCAGUUUCUGCGGAAAAAUACGAUGUCACUUCUCAAGUUAUUGCACAGCUUAGACAAAAACUUGAAAAACUACAGGGCAGCAAACUUCCAGAAAGUUUUAGAGUCCCAUAUGACCCUGGGCUAAGAGCAGGAGCCCUAGUGAUAGAAAAAUGUAAAGUAAUGGCAUCCAAGAAGAAGCCCCUCUGGCUUGAGUUUAAAUGUGCAGAUCCAACUGCUCUAUCAAAUGAAACCAUAGGCAUCAUCUUUAAACACGGAGAUGACCUCCGUCAGGACAUGCUUAUUUUACAGAUUCUUCGAAUUAUGGAAUCCAUUUGGGAAGCAGAAUCCUUGGACCUCUGUUUGCUACCGUAUGGCUGUAUUUCUACAGGGAACAAAAUAGGAAUGAUUGAAAUUGUGAAAGAUGCUACAACAAUUGCCAAAAUUCAGCAGAGUACAGUUGGCAACACUGGUGCAUUUAAAGAUGAAAUACUGAACCAGUGGCUCAAGGACAGAUGUGUCAUUGAGGAGAAGUUUCAGGCAGCUGUGGAAAGGUUUGUUUAUUCCUGUGCUGGCUACUGUGUGGCAACCUUUGUUCUUGGAAUAGGAGACAGACACAAUGAUAACAUUAUGAUCACAGAAACAGGUAACCUUUUUCAUAUUGAUUUUGGCCAUAUUCUUGGGAAUUAUAAAAGCUUCCUUGGAAUUAAUAAGGAAAGAGUUCCUUUUGUGCUGACUCCGGAUUUUCUGUUUGUCAUGGGGACCUCCGGAAAGAAGACAAGUCUCCAUUUCCACAAAUUUCAGGAUGUGUGUGUGAAGGCUUAUUUAGCUCUCCGACAUCACACCAACCUGCUCAUCAUCCUGUUCUCCAUGAUGCUAAUGACCGGAAUGCCCCAGUUAACCAGCAAAGAGGAUAUUGAAUAUAUCCGGGAUGCACUGACAGUAGGGAAAAGCGAAGAAGAUGCUAAAAAGCAUUUCCUUGAUCAGAUCGAGGUUUGCAGAGAUAAGGGCUGGACUGUGCAAUUUAACUGGUUCUUACAUCUUGUGCUUGGAAUCAAGCAAGGAGUAGAAAAGCAUUCUGCUUAACAUUUGGUGUAAACUAUCUGUAGGUGUGAAUAGGAAGUUAGUGGAUGUACUUGUUAUUUAUGCAUUCCAAAUACAUGAGCAGUCAGUACUGCCUUUACCUCACUGCAGCUUCUAAAAAGGCUUUUUUUUUUUUGUCUGCCUCCCCAGAAGAGCUUUCUUGCAGUUAAGAUAUAUAUAUUUUUAAUGGCUAAUGAUGCUUCCAGUAGCCGGACUGUCAAAUAGCUGCUUUGCUGAUGUGGCCUGCAAUUUUCUUCUUUCCUUUCGUAAUAAUGAAGGAGGAGCUUGGGUCAGAUGAUAACCUGCAAUCUCAGAUAGAAAUUUUCAGCGGCAUUGCCUUAAUUGUUCAUGGGAAUCCAGGCUUCAAAUGGGGAAAAGAAGAGUCUGUUUAAAAUUGAUGGUAAUAUUAAAAUCCCUGCAGGAAAUUUAUUUCUUUAUCAGGAUGGCUUUUACUCAAGUGUUCUUCACCCACAUCACUUCCCUUUGUCCCACUGUAUUCUUGUUCUGAUUUUUAAUAUAUGUCAGUAGAAAACAACCUUGACUCCACUGCCAAAAGAAAUUGCUUUAUUAUUAUUGUGGCCUCCUGACAUACAUAGCUCAACUUGAUUGUUGCUGUAAGAAAGCUUCGUAGUUCCCUAGAAGCUCCUCUGGUUUGAACCUGAAAUUCUUAAGGUUUAAUUUUGGAUUUUUUUACUGUUUUGUUUUGUUUUUUAAAUGGGAAGUUCCAUAUUAUAUUACAGAUUACAUUCUUAUUGUAAAUUUACUGAAAUUCCACCUGUAUGGUAAAAGCUUUGUAGAAAAAUCAAUGGUACUUCCUUAUUCCUCAGAGAAAGCUCCUCACGUAAAAGUAAUUGACAUUUUACCAAAUAUUUGAGAAACCCAAAGUUAUUUAUUCUUUGGAGAGAUAUUUUUGGGAGAUACCCAGAAGGAAUUAAAUUUAAUCUUUGAAAUUGUGUAUAUUUUGCUAUUUAUUUUUAAAUUCUUUAAGAGACUAUACUACUGAAAAGCUAUUUAUGAAAGAAAAGAAAUAAUUUCAAUAUUUAAAGCUAAGAGAGGAAAAAAUGAUCACUGUUAAGUAGAAUUGUAACUUCUCUGCUGUAGGAUACCUGCAAAUCACCUAGACUGCCUAAGGUAGGAAUAACUAUAUGUCAUGAAUUAGUCUUUGACUCCAGUUGUUACCAUGUACUUCCUGCUGAUUGAUUCUUACCAAAGAGAGAAGAUGGCUUACAGUAUUGCUUUUUUGCACUCGUGCCCAUGUAAUUUCUUCUUCCAUUGUAAUUUUACAUGGGUUUUACUUUACAUUUAAAUGAUGAACUGAAUUUUGUAAUUCUGUUACCAUUUGCUUUGAUUGUUUCACAGAACUGUUUUUAACUACUGCUACCACUGUUACUACUGAGCUUAUCCUGGAAGGAUUUGUACUAAAUGUACUGUAAUUGGUGUCUCUGUUAUGAGAUAGAGCCAAUCUAUUUUUGAAAUAUAGAUGUUUAAUUGAUUCCCAUGCACAGUGAUGUUUUUGAUGUGUACGAUAGACUGAGUUAAGAAAACCUGAAAAGGUAAAAUGUAGAAUAAUUUGUUGUUCUCUUACAUUACCAUUCUGUGCAAGAUAGGCUUAAAACUGUACUAAAAUACAAAGUAAAUGGUGAAUGCUGUCUGUAAAACGAUAUUUUUAGAUUUGUAUUUUGUAGAUCUGAAAUAAAUUGAUUGAUAUGUUCUA
This is a messenger RNA of Phasianus colchicus (ring-necked pheasant), 6724 nucleotides long. It is a transcript of the gene PIK3CG, whose product is annotated as phosphatidylinositol-4,5-bisphosphate 3-kinase catalytic subunit gamma. Gene Ontology annotation, biological process: phosphatidylinositol-3-phosphate biosynthetic process; cell migration; phosphatidylinositol 3-kinase/protein kinase B signal transduction. Gene Ontology annotation, molecular function: 1-phosphatidylinositol-4-phosphate 3-kinase activity; 1-phosphatidylinositol-3-kinase activity. NCBI's taxonomy places the organism in Eukaryota, Metazoa, Chordata, Aves, Galliformes, Phasianidae. Gene Ontology annotation, cellular component: cytoplasm; phosphatidylinositol 3-kinase complex, class IA; phosphatidylinositol 3-kinase complex, class IB. The record is from RefSeq and is a predicted model, not a curated record.